AUGGACAAAUCAAAUAAAACUACUAUUGAUUCGGACACUUCGUCUUUUAGUGACCAUUCUCACAUCAUAGACAAAGAGGGUUCAUCUGAAGAUGAAAAUGCUCCUUUCUCCGUGAUUGAUGAGGGAAUUGGCACUCAAAAUGUUACUCCACCAUUCGAUUAUGAGAAAUUGCGCGAUAACACCAACGAUAAAGUUUACCAAGUUUUUAAGAAAACUUGGAAAUGGAACGAAGCUAUCCACAGUGAAGUUCGCGCGAAUCAUAUCGAGUUUAAAGAUGAAAUUUCUAAAAACGCUAAAUCGAUUUCGGAAACUAAAAACGACGUGGAUCACUUAAAAAAUAAAAUUUCGGAAGUCAAAAUUUCGAGUGACGUGAAUAAUCAAAUGUCCAACGCGAAAUAUGCCGAAUUAUCGAGUAAAUUGGAAGAUACCCAAAAUAACAUCAAUGACGCGAAUAACAAUAUUUUCGAAAAUAAAAUGGACAUUAAAACACUUUCGGAUUCGCUUCGUAAAGUUGAAGAUAAUGCUAAAAUUCGCGAUGAAGGUUGCGACCAAUUGGUGAAUCACCUAAAUAUCGUAAAACAGGCAAUUCGUCGGCCACUACAUACGAAAACCGCGAAAGCUAAAUCGUUAGCUAUUGACGCAGGUUCGGUAAGAAACGCAGGAAUUACAUUUGCUGACGAGCACUUGCAUUUUCCUCACGAAUUCCUCCAAGAAUUCGAUGACUACUUUGCUGAGACAAAUGCCGUCGAAAAGCACAAAAUCUUCGCGUUUAAAGGCGUAAUUGCCACUAAAGAUCGUAAAGAAUUUUUGGAAACCGUUCGCAACGUAAACAACUAUCGUGAAUUAAAACAAAAGUUCCUUGAUUUCUACUGGGAUCGUCGUGCCCAAAACGAAGCCAUGAAAUUCUGCCGAUAUGACUUUGUUGUUACUGAAAACGCAAAAGACAUGGCGAAUCAAAUGACUCGUUGGGCUAGAUCACUGAAACAUCAUCGCCACGGCAAUGAUGAAGAAAUCAUUGAAAUUUUAAUCGGAAAAGCGCCCGAGCAAUAUCAAUGGAUAUUGUCCGAAGAAGGUCAAACAUUGGACCAGUUUUUGACGAAAUUGAAUAAAGUAUCUCGUAUGCAACGCGAUCCGGACAACGAAGUUCCUAUUAUUUUUCGUAGGAACCAAAAACGUUUCGAUGAUUAUAACGGUAAAACUCCUUCGAAACCGCGCUUCACCUCCACGCAAGCACUGGGCAACGACCAGUUGCAGUCUUUACUCGAAACCAUUGCUAAAAAACUUAAGCCAACCGCGACUAAUUCAAACUAUAAUCGCGGUAAUUACCAAAAUAAUAAUUCUGGCAUACCGAAAUCGAAUUACGAGCGUAAUAAUAAUAAUAAUCCGACUGUUACGAAUUCGAACUACAAUCGUGGUACUUAUCAGAAUAACAAUAAUACUACUCAUCAAUCGAAUAAAAAUUCUACAACUUAUCAGCCGAAAGACAAGUCUGAUCCGAAAUCAUCUACUCAAAAUACGUCUCAACUACCCAAAAAUACGUCGAAUUCCAACUCGACUAAUUAUUCGAAACCUUUUGACGUCGACAAAGGAGGCAAUCUCGUUAUGAAACGAUUCAACCCAAAAACUCCAUCAACUAUUCCACUUCCCGUCAAAACUGUUCAAAUUGACGAAGAGGAUGAUGACGACGUGAUUAUUCAAACUCCUUUGGACGAUUCUACUGAUUUGACUGCUGUUUGCAACAUGCUAAACACCCUUUUCGAAAAUACCGACGAAAUUGAUUCUCAACAAAUUACAGCUGCAGUUCAAAUGCUUACGACGAAAGUUUCAGACCCUAACACUGAAGAAGAAGCGUCUUCGGGAAACGAGAGCCACUAG
Planococcus citri (citrus mealybug) is the source of this 1875-nucleotide messenger RNA. Its product is annotated as myb-like protein Z. The coding region runs from base 1 to 1875 and encodes 624 amino acids. The record is from RefSeq and is a predicted model, not a curated record. NCBI's taxonomy places the organism in Eukaryota, Metazoa, Arthropoda, Insecta, Hemiptera, Pseudococcidae. The transcript has a single exon.